GGGCGGCAGGCGGCGGCGGCGGCGCGGGCGGCGCUGCACUACCGCAACUCGCGGGCCGGCUCGCCCGCCGCGCUGCGGGCGCUGGGCCACGUCCGCAAGGCCUCCGUCAAGAGCAUCCCAGGAAUUGGUCAUAAAUAUUACCUGCAGUUCACUACUGAAGACUACAGAACCAGGCAAAAUGUUGGGAACUGCCUUGCUACAGUGUUCUAUCAGAAGAGAAAAUCUCCGCCUGCUGUCACUAUCAACUGCCUAGAUACCAAAGAUGAAAAGCAAAUCCAAGAAGAGGACAACACUUUUUACCAAAAAAUUAAGCAACAAACCAAACCAAUAAUUGCAAAUGAUAUUCCAGAUAGCUAUGGAAAUAUUGAGCCUGCUCUUGAGCCAGUGUGGGCUUUGGCUGUUGCUGGCAGCAGUUUCAUAAUGUGGGAAAAAUCAACAGAGAACUUGAGUUACUCCAUGGCACAAGUCAAGUCUGUGAAGCAGUGGAUAAGGAAAGAUGAUUCUAUUGAAUUUGACUACACUGUCUUACUUCAUGAAAUUCCAACACAGGAAAUGAUUUUAUGCCACAUGCGUGUCAUUUGGCUUCCUGGUCGCACUCUGAAAGUGAAGCCCUUCUGUGCUUCAGAUAAUCAGUGGUUUGAAGAGGCAUCUGGAAUGGAAUCUGGAUCAGCUGCUGGAAUUUUACAGGAAAAAGAAGAAAAAUUUUAAAAGAGAUUGUCAGUUUUGUCAUUAAAUGAGAAAACCCUUCUGUUAAUAAACCCAGAUUUGUGAUAACUUCUCUAUACAAGUCACACUACAGUGACUUUAGAUGCUUUCACUAGUCUGUUUUGUUCCAGAAUGAAUUUCUGUAAUUUCUUCAAGGGUAAAAGCUCACAUGUUCUAGAGAGCUACCUAAAAAAAUUUUGCUACUAUAUACGUGCAUAGAUAUACAUACACAGGCUGAUUUUAUGCGACUAUGUUACUUACAGUAACAUAGUUUGGGAACAAAGUUAAUAUAUUUGGAUAAAAAUCUUGAGAAAAACAUUAAUCUGUCACUAUGAGAAAUACUUUACUAAAUUUUUUUUUGAUUUUUGGAUAGAUAUAUUAUUUGCUAAUUUUUAACUUUAAUCUCCAAUAAACCAAUACCAUUACACACAGUGGAGGUUGGGUUUUCUUUUAUGACUCACUGGUUGAGCAUAGCUUUCCAUCUUCUCCCAGUAUCUGGCCACUGAAAGGAUGUGAACCAGUGGAGGCAGCGAAACCUCUCCCCACAAGGCCCUAUACAAGCCAGUGGCCAGAGCCUGCAUGAUCCACAGAUGGCCCAAGUCCUUCUGGCGCACAGCUCUUCUCUGCUGCGUAGCUUAGAAAAAAAGGAAGCUUCUCCUCUCAUAUUUGUGAAGUCAACUUAGAAAAUAUUGCUAUAAGGAAAACACAUUUUGUUGUCUCCCCACGUCUGCCACCAGUCUACAACACCGCAAGGGAAGUGUUUGUCAAAAGGAAACUUGCAUCUUUUUGUCUGUUUACAAUUUAGACAAGAGUUCUAGCUGCUAAGCAAAGAUGGACAGAACAGCAAAGACUUUGUACAGAUAAAUUUCCACGUUUGGGUUUGGCUGAGGAAUAGCCCACUGUCAGAAUAUCCAGUCAAUCAGACACUGUAUUUUAAUGACUGCCAUGUCUUUUACCCAUCCUAAAUACAACAAAGUUUUAUUACAAUAACAUCUUUUUGUCCUUUCACACCAAAUUCUCCAUUCUGGGUUUAGGGCAACUCCCACACCCCAAAUGUACUCCCCCACCUUUGCUCCCUAAGAUUAUGCCACACUAUUUUGAGGAGUUUUUUUUUUUUUUUUUUUCCCUUAACAAUAAUUUCUAUCAGGACAAAUUAACUCCAUGUAAUAAGUAUGCCUUACUUAGGGAAGCAGGAGAUGGUCUCUGCUUCUGGGACGGUUAUUUUCUACAACUUGUAGUAUUCUAGGCUACCAGUGAUCUGUAACCAGUAAUGAUGAUUAAGAUACUUAACAUUAAAGCUUUAGCUGGGAGGAUGGAUAAACUGUGUGAUCUUGAUAACCUAAAAUAAUUUAGGCAUUUUAUACAACUGUAUUAGUCUCUGAUAUACUGACUGAAGCUUUUUAUAUCAGCACAUAACACAUUAAAAUAAAUUCAGUAAAACAGCA
Messenger RNA from Rhea pennata, 2150 nucleotides. RefSeq names its product retinoic acid receptor responder 1 (gene RARRES1). Lineage: Eukaryota; Metazoa; Chordata; Aves; Rheiformes; Rheidae. The annotation marks the transcript as partial. Gene Ontology annotation, molecular function: metalloendopeptidase inhibitor activity. The transcript is spliced from 6 exons. The record is from RefSeq and is a predicted model, not a curated record.